This is a messenger RNA of Alternaria atra, 1389 nucleotides long. RefSeq lists its product as uncharacterized. Bases 1 to 1389 code for a protein of 462 amino acids. Gene Ontology annotation, biological process: mitotic DNA damage checkpoint signaling; protein phosphorylation. Gene Ontology annotation, molecular function: protein serine/threonine kinase activity; ATP binding. Lineage: Eukaryota; Fungi; Ascomycota; Dothideomycetes; Pleosporales; Pleosporaceae. Gene Ontology annotation, cellular component: nucleus. The record is from RefSeq and is a predicted model, not a curated record. The transcript is spliced from 2 exons.
AUGGUCGGAGCAACAAUUCAAAUGCGCGAGGGCGCUGAGCUUGUUGGAGAACACGGCUUUCGAUACCUUCUUGUUAAACCGCUUGGUCAGGCCAAUGUAUGGGUCGCUGUCGACGCGGCUUCCCAAGAGAAGAUCUUCAUCGUAAAGCAGCCCGGCGACGAUGACAUCGGAUUCGGAUGGCCCAAGUUCCAGCACGAGAUGAUCAUGCAUGAACUUCUCAAGGGCAUCUCAACGAUUAGACAACAAGUGGACCGCAUCCCACCGUCCGCUAGAGGCGAACCUCCACGGAUCGUGCUCGAAAUCCUCCAAUCGACCCUCUGGGAUGCACGAAGGAAGCGCCAGUUUAGCGACGUUGAACUCAAGGGCAUCAUGCGCUCGGCAUUGUUGGGCCUGCGAGAUGUGCAUCAACGAGGCUUGGUAUAUGCAGACCUAAAGAUGCAGAACAUCCUCCUAAGCGGCUUCGAAAACGAACCCAACGAAAACGCAACAGUAGGCGACAACCGCAUCACCGCCAAGCUCGGCGACCUAGGAAUUGUCAUGGAACCAGCAAAAGGCCUCGUCCAACCCAUCGUAUACCGCGCUCCAGAAGUCUACUUCCGAAACGAAAUCAACCAACCAGCCGACAUCUGGUCCUGGGGUGUCAUCUACUGCCAGCUCCUCGAAGCCCAAGCCUCCUUCAACAAAUACGGCCUCUACGACGAACUCCUGCAAGGGAACUCCGGCCAGGGCCAAAAGGAACGCUCAGUCGAACGAGCCAUCGCACACGAUUUCGGGCUUGGCGCCCUGGACUACUACGACGGUUGUAGACUUCCGUACCACGACCGGAGCCACCACGAGGGACAACACUGGGAGCACCUAAAAGCCAAGGGCGUGCCGGAAAAGGAAAUCAAGUUUCUGAGCUGGGUCCUCAAUCCGGUUCCUACGGAUCGACCUACCGCGCAGCAGAUUCUGGAUGCGGGCUGGUUCUCCAUGGAUCACCAGCAAACGGGGCGUAUUGCCGAGACAUUACAGGCGCAGGCGCAGGAGAGCAGACGCAGGAAUAUUCACAGGAAGCGCAGUGAGCCGCUGUUAUCGACGUUUUCUGCGGCCAAACAGCAGCCCUCUGGAUUGUAUACGAGGGAGCCCCCUACGACGUUUUCUCCUAUGCCUUGGCAGCCACAGUCCAGUCAGUCGUAUUCGCAACAGCAAUCGCAGCCGCAGCAGUCGCAAGAUCACCACCAGCCCACGCCGUACCAACCCACUCCUUACCAACCCAUGUCCUUCAAACCUGUCACCAUGCAGGCUCGCGAUGAACUAGCGAACAAUAAUGCCCGUCCUGUUACACCGCGAUCUAGUACCCAGAAGCCGUCGGGAAGUACAUUUUUGAACUUUGGCUCUUUUAUGCGGUGA